This is a messenger RNA of Pungitius pungitius (ninespine stickleback), 3162 nucleotides long. It is a transcript of the gene mab21l1, whose product is annotated as mab-21-like 1. The record is from RefSeq and is a predicted model, not a curated record. The transcript has a single exon. Lineage: Eukaryota; Metazoa; Chordata; Actinopteri; Perciformes; Gasterosteidae. Bases 1198 to 2277 code for a protein of 359 amino acids.
UAUUGGUUAGUGCGUUCAAAUUUUUAAAACCAUGUGAUAAUGAAUUAAAUAGUUAAAAAUAUAUAUAAUGUUUAUUCUAAUGUACAUUACAAAAUACAUGGAUGAAUUGAGUAGGUGUGUAUGGAAUUGUUAUGCCACAGGCUUGUGCAAUAAACGAGCAAAAACAAUGUGCGUGGUGAAACCAGCCCGAAAUGUAAACUCGAGACACGAACUGUUAUCGCAGCCACGAUGCUGAAUCCGUCAAAUAUAAUCACAAUGCAAAAUAUAAAUAGCAGAUAAGGUGUUGCUCUCCCUGAAAUAGGACCAGUACCACUAGCUCUGAAAGGUCUCAUUAAAAAAUAUUUUCAUAAUUAUUCCAAUAACAUUUAGCUUCAAAAACAAAACGCAACUAAAUAAAAAAUAAAGAUUUCGUUGAAAAAAAGAGAAAAUAUUUGAAUAAUAUGUCUAACUUAAAUACCAUUAUCCAAACACGUGCUACCUACUGUUUCAUACAUGAUUCAAUAUAGUGGACUUAAAAGCAGCAGAUAGAGUCCAAGGAAAGCAACUCAGUGAAAUUGCCGUUUUUUUCCUCCUCUCGAAAUACGUAGGUGUACUUCCGCUCCUCGAUAUACUGCUACUACCUGUACUUUUUACUCGUAUAUAGCACCCGGGGAGGAAUUUGUUUUCGAUAAACUGGCAAGCGGUGACGCAUCAGACGGCGAUUGGACAUCUUGGUUUCAACUCCUCCCUUAUAAUAAAGAGUGGGUGUGUGCGCGUGUGUGUGUGUGUGUGUGCGUCUCCGGUUGUAAAACACAGCAACACCGGGUGUCUGCGUCUGGAGGGAACACUCCACUCUGCGCAAUUACGCGGACUCCUAACUGGCACGGGGAUCAGAGAAAAACUCGAAAAGGUAUUCUUCGGGCGACUGAACCUCGCAAGGGUAGAAAUGGACUUUUGAACAGGCCGUCCUGACUGAUUCGAGGACUUAGCAUCGUGCACUUCAAUGCGGUUUGCGGUACAGCAGCAGUGCACGUUAUAAUAUGAUUAUAACGCAUGUGCUCUGAGCGCUGCUUUAAAUAGUUGUCUUAUAAAUAGACCCUUUUUUUCUUUUUAAAUAGCGUUCUUUCUUCUCUAAAAUUGGCUCCCAUACAAACAGCCGCGUUGGAUCCCUCGGCUUACUGCGAGACUCCGGUGUACAACCCGGAUCUCUGCCCAAACAUGAUAGCCGCCCAGGCGAAGUUGGUGUACCACCUCAACAAAUACUACAACGAGAAAUGCCAGUCUCGAAAAGCCGCCAUCUCCAAGUCCAUCCGGGAGGUGUGCAAGGUGGUGUCGGAUGUCCUGAAGGAGGUCGAGGUGCAGGAGCCGCGCUUCAUCAGCUCCCUCAGCGAGAUGGAUAAUCGUUUCGAGGGACUGGAGGUCAUUUCACCCAACGAGUUUGAGGUUGUGCUCUAUCUCAAUCAGAUGGGAGUGUUCAACUUCGUGGACGACGGCUCUCUGCCGGGCUGCGCCGUGCUCAAGCUCAGCGACGGCCGCAAGAGAAGCAUGUCCCUCUGGGUCGAGUUCAUAACAGCCUCCGGUUACCUCUCGGCGCGCAAGAUCCGCUCGAGAUUUCAGACGCUGGUGGCGCAGGCGGUGGACAAAUGCAGCUUCAGAGACGUUGUCAAAAUGGUCGCUGACACGAGCGAGGUGAAGUUGCGCAUCAGAGACAGGUACGUGGUGCAAAUCACGCCGGCGUUCAAGUGCACCGGGAUCUGGCCGCGCAGCGCUGCGCACUGGCCUCUCCCCCACAUCCCCUGGCCGGGACCUAACCGAGUGGCGGAAGUCAAGGCGGAAGGUUUCAAUCUGUUAUCCAAGGAGUGCUACUCCCUGAACGGCAAGCAGAGCUCGGCGGAGAGCGACGCCUGGGUCUUGCAGUUUGCCGAGGCCGAGAACCGGCUCAUCCUGGGCGGGUGCAGGAAGAAGUGCUUGUCGGUCCUCAAGACGCUGCGCGACCGUCACCUGGAACUGCCCGGAACACCGCUGAACAACUACCACAUGAAGACUUUGGUUUCCUACGAGUGCGAGAAGCACCCGAGGGAGUCGGACUGGGACGAGAACUGCCUCGGCGACCGCCUCAACGGGAUACUAUUGCAGCUCAUUUCGUGUUUGCAGUGCAGAAGGUGCCCGCAUUAUUUCCUGCCGAAUUUAGACCUGUUUCAAGGAAAGCCUCACUCUGCUCUAGAGAAUGCAGCCAAGCAGACCUGGCGACUGGCAAGAGAGAUACUGACCAACCCCAAAAGCUUGGAGAAACUCUGAGGUAAAAAAAAAAAAAAAAAAAUGCGUUUAGUUCACCUCGUCUUAAAACAUUGUGGUGAAGCGGCCUAACGAGCUCUUAAACGUACAGAAAAUAUAAGCAAGCCAAUUUGUAAAGUCUUUAUGGUGAAAUGCGACUGUCCUCUGUUGGGAUUUGGCCAAGCCUGUUUCAAGAUGAUUUUUUUGCGACCCUUGAGUUUUCCAUUUACCCCGUGCUCCUUUUGGUGGUGUCAAUAUUUAGAAACAAAUUUAAAUUAUUGGCGAACAUUAAUUCAGGAGGGCACCAGUGGUUUAUUUUCUCUCUCUGCCACAUGGUUUCCUAAAUUCUACAUUUCCUUAAUUAAAUGCUUUAAAAUAAAGCAAACUGACAAGCCUUUGGGAAAAAAGUACAAAUACGCAUAUGUACAUUUUAUACUGUAAAUAUAUUCAUAGAUUGUGAUUCAAGUGGUCUGAAAAUUGUGAGUGUUGUUCUGUGACACGUAAAUAGGAUCCACCUGUUUAAAUCUACUUCUGAACUUUUUCUUUAUCUGUUAGACCCGUUAUUAAUUUAUACUUGCAUCAGUGGUAGUCUGACAUUGUCUAAUUUUUGAAAGUUUACAUUUUGAUAGGCGUACAACAUUUGCCACAUUGAAAACAUUCCAUCUAUUUACUUGAAAUAUUAUUUAAAGUACUCAGACAUGUUUGGUUGUUGUUUAUCUCUACCAUGCUUAGGCCUACAUGAAAAAAGAUCAUAUAUAUAUAUAUAUAGUAUAUAUAUAUAUAUAUAUUACAGUUUUAAUUGAAAAAAAUGCACUUGAAAUACACUGGAUUAUAACAUCUGUGAUCUGAUUUUUUUCUGUCUUUGAUUUAAUUUAAAGAGCUAAUAAAACAAGCUGUUUUUAUGUUCGU